UGUGGCGUAGGCCGCAAACACUCUAGAGUUUGACCCUCGAGGGAAUUCACAUCGGGAUGAGCUCUGCUGGAGACGAAGAGCGCGCUGCUGCGAGCGGAGAACAGAUCCGCCCGCCGGUGCAGGAGGGCCGCGACGCGGAGCUUGCAAGUUUGCAACGGCAGAUUUCGCAAUUGGCGGCCCUGGUGGAGGAGUCGGUGAAGAAAAAGGAGCCUGGCAGCGUCGUGGCGGAUGCAGCCAGUAGGGGUGGCUGGGUUGCUGCCCCCAGAGGCCAACGAGAAGAGCCCACGCUGCCGCUCGGCGGUGGCGGGGGAUUUCUCCAGCAGCAAACGAGAGAUAGUGGGCAAGGACCACGGUCGCUGCUGGAAGGCGGCUGGGCCAGCAGAUCGGGAGCGAACCCUGUUGGACCAGCCGGAGUGGGCCCGGGCAUAGGACCGGACUACGGGGAAGCGAGGGGGUUAAACCCCCCAGGUGAGAUACCCGUGAUUCGAGGAAAUGGAGAAUACCUCGACGGCUACAGCAGUAGCCACAUGAAGAGGGUAACGGUCAAUGCUCCGCUCCUAGACGGAAAAAGCCGUAGCCACGGAUUUGACUCGUGGCGAAAAUCAUUCAUCCAAGCUGCGAAGACCAUCGACGUGGACGGGCUGUGUAUAGGAGAUGCAGAGAGCAGUAUCCCCGUGGGCGACCCAAACUUGCCGACUUCCGAACUGCUCCGUAGGGGGUACACGAGAGCAGAAGUCCAACGGGGGCUUCAGGCGUUCCACUUUAUCACUACUGCUGUGGUAAAAGAAGCUGACAAAGCAAUUAUCAGCAACUGUACGUCAGCGAAAGAGGUCCUUGCGGAAUUGGAAAAGGUCUACGAUCCGGAGUCACAGGGGUCAAAACAGGCCUUGAUGCGGAAGAU
This is a messenger RNA of Ectocarpus sp. CCAP 1310/34, 901 nucleotides long. NCBI's taxonomy places the organism in Eukaryota, Phaeophyceae, Ectocarpales, Ectocarpaceae. The record is from the annotation of a GenBank genome assembly.